GGACCACGAUUACAUACCAGACAUCCUGCCUCUGUCCUGCUACCCUGGCAGCAGGCUUGAAGGGGUUCUCACGGCGUGACGUCGCUGACAUGGCACGGAUGGGUCUAUACGUUGCGGGGCACUGAUAUGCGAGAGGACGGUGUCUGGGUAUCGCUCUGGGUGCAACGGAGGCAAAUCGAGAGCUUGAUUGUAUCGCCCUUCUCAUUUCCGGGAGUGCAGUGGAAUAAUGGAAGGGACUAUGCCCGAUUACAUAUCCACCGGCCUGAGGAAUUGCGUGCUUCGCAAUGAUUUCGGAGGCCGCAUUGAAAUUACCGCGCCACAUUUCCGUCAGCAGCCGCGGUUCAGCCACACGUGGCGCUGCUUUCCAACGUCGCGUAGUUUAAUGGACGCGACGCGGACCACGCUGGUGGAACUCUCACCUCCGCCUCCGUCAUGGUUGCUUGCCCGCUCUGCAAUAAGCAAGUCAAAGAAUCCCUAAUCAAUGAGCAUAUCGAUGACGGUUGCAAGUCCCAUAUCCUCGAACAAUCCGGCACUCCUGCCUCCCAGAAAACACACAGCUUCUUCUCCACUCCAGCCGCUCGCCGUAUCCCUCCAUCCACCUCGAAGAAUGGCACCCUUGCGUCGGCGUCUCAUCCGCCAUCCGCAACCCAUCCGGUAGAGCGCCAAAAGACAUCACCGAGUAGCACAAAGCGGCCUUUUGGCAGUAUCGAAGAUGGAGCGCCAGCAGCUCCUGCGAACGGUGCGAAUCUGCCUGAGAGUCCACCAGUAGCUCCGAAGAGGACAAAGUUGAGCUUGUUACACAAGGUUGCACCUCUUGCGGAGCGAAUGCGGCCAACCUCUCUAGACGAUGUAUGCGGUCAAGAGAUAGUAGGACCCAAGGGGCUGCUGCGCGGUAUGAUCGAAUCAGGAAGGAUACCGUCUAUGGUUCUCUGGGGAGGACCCGGAACGGGCAAGACCACCAUUGCGCGGCUUAUAGCGAAUACGUCUGGUGCUCGCUUUGUGGAGAUCAACAGCACUAGCACUGGUGUGGCUGAAGUUAAGAAGAUCUUCGCAGAAGCGUUCAAAGAAUUGCAGCUUACUGGGCGGACAACGAUUGUGUUCUGCGACGAGAUACACCGGUUUUCAAAGGCUCAGCAGGAUGUAUUCCUAGGUCCUGUCGAGGCAGGACAGGUCACAUUGAUAGCAGCAACGACCGAGAAUCCCUCUUUCAAAGUCAUUAGUGCUUUGCUUUCAAGAUGUCGGACCUUUACUCUUGCUAAGCUUACAAAAGAUGACCUAGUUCAGAUACUGGAACGUGCCCUGGCUAUGGAGAACUGCGACUCGCCGCUUCUGGACAAGGAAAUGUUGAGAUAUUUUGCUGAUUUCGCUGACGGAGAUGCGCGGACUGCUCUGAAUCUGCUAGAGCUUGCUAUCAAUCUCUCAAAGAACCCCUCCACGACAGCUGAAGAUAUCAAGCAGCACUUGACCAAGACCCUGGUCUACGAUCGCGCCGGCGAUCAGCAUUACGACAACAUCUCUGCACUACACAAGUCAAUACGAGGAUCCGACCCCCAUGCCGCGCUAUAUUACCUAGGUCGCAUGUUGAAGUCCGGCGAGGACCCGCUUUACAUUGCAAGACGGCUGAUUGUCGUUGCCUCGGAGGAUGUUGGACUUGCCGACAACACCAUGCUUUCCUUAGCUACAGCAACAUACACCGCAUGCCAGCAAAUCGGCAUGCCCGAGUGCAGGAUCAACCUUGCGCAUUGCGUCUCCGCUUUGUGCCUGGCCCCGAAAUCGACAAGAUCUUACCGUGGCAUAGCAAACGUUAUGGCUGCCUUGGAUGAACCCGGCAUAGCAGGGUUGCCUAUACCAGUUCACCUACGCAACGCGCCGACCCGCUUAAUGAAAGAAAUGGGUUACGGGGCAGAGUACAAGUACAAUCCGGAUUAUGUGGAUGGGAAAGUAAACCAGGAGUAUCUGCCUGAGAAGCUACGGGGGCGAAUAUUCCUUGAGGAUUCGGACUUUGGCUCGAAGGUGGAUGAAGAUCUGGAGGAUGUUUUGUUGCCGGAGAUUGAAGAUUGAUCAAGCAGCCAUUGAGGCAACUUGGAUCAUGAAGAGUUGGCAACGGAUAAGCCAGCUGGGGUGGUUGGUUAAUCCAGGCGUUAGGUCUGCGCCACA
Messenger RNA from Westerdykella ornata, 2157 nucleotides. RefSeq names its product P-loop containing nucleoside triphosphate hydrolase protein. Lineage: Eukaryota; Fungi; Ascomycota; Dothideomycetes; Pleosporales; Sporormiaceae. The transcript has a single exon. Gene Ontology annotation, cellular component: nucleus. Gene Ontology annotation, molecular function: ATP binding; ATP hydrolysis activity; single-stranded DNA helicase activity. Gene Ontology annotation, biological process: regulation of DNA repair; DNA repair; DNA-templated DNA replication. The coding region runs from base 433 to 2061 and encodes 542 amino acids. The record is from RefSeq and is a predicted model, not a curated record.